UUUAACGAAAGUAUCCAUCUCCGUCAUCUUUCUUCAUUGAAGGAAGCAAAAGAGUUUGAUUUCGUCGUCGAGCUUGCGAUCUUCAGCUUUUCAGGCGACGUCGUUGUGAUUCUAAUCGUUUUCCGGUAAAAUUGAUUUCGGAGGCUAUUCGAUGGCUUACGUCGACCAUGCGUUCUCAAUAUCGGACGAAGACCUAAUGAUUGGGACUUCGUACACCGUUAGUAAUCGACCACCGGUGAAGGAGAUCUCACUCGCGGUGGCUCUACUCGUAUUCGGAACCCUAGGAAUUGUUUCAGGUUUCUUCAUGGCGUAUAACCGAGUUGGUGGUGAUCGAGGUCACGGGAUUUUCUUCAUUGUACUCGGAUGUCUUCUGUUUAUCCCGGGGUUUUACUAUACACGGAUUGCAUAUUACGCUUACAAAGGAUACAAAGGUUUCUCCUUCUCAAAUAUACCAUCCGUUUAAGCCUUAUGACUCGGUGUCUCUUCUCUCUUCUUACUCAAUGUAUAGGUUGUUUUCGCUUAUAUUGCUUUUAAACCAGUGACUUAUUCUCUUUAGUGUGAGUUUACAUGACUUGAAUGACCCAUGUUUGAUAUAUGUGUAUCUCUUUUGGUUUCUCUUUCUCUAUGUUAGAUCAUUAAUCUUCGAUAACCAUCCUUGUAAAAUAUAGAACAAGCUAAUCACACGUGAUGUAAUUGGUGUCUUUAGUGUAUAAGUAGAACGAGGAAAUGACCAGAA
Messenger RNA from Arabidopsis lyrata subsp. lyrata, 736 nucleotides. Its product is annotated as transmembrane protein 230. Gene Ontology annotation, cellular component: endomembrane system. The transcript is spliced from 2 exons. The record is from RefSeq and is a predicted model, not a curated record. Lineage: Eukaryota; Viridiplantae; Streptophyta; Magnoliopsida; Brassicales; Brassicaceae. The coding region runs from base 152 to 463 and encodes 103 amino acids.